Molecule: messenger RNA, 357 nt
Organism: Cyphellophora europaea CBS 101466
Lineage: Eukaryota; Fungi; Ascomycota; Eurotiomycetes; Chaetothyriales; Cyphellophoraceae
Product: 60S ribosomal protein L34-B
Exons: 3
Coding region: 1-357 (118 amino acids)
Biological process (GO): translation
Cellular component (GO): ribosome
Molecular function (GO): structural constituent of ribosome
Source: RefSeq, a predicted model, not a curated record
AUGGCCACCCAGCGCCUGCAGUACCGACGACGCAACCCCUACAACACCCGGUCCAACAAGGUCCGCGUGAUCAAGACCCCCGGCGGUAGCCUCCGUCUUCUUCACCUGAAGAAGCGCGGCACUGCUCCCAAGUGCGGCGACUGCGGCACCAAGCUGCCCGGUAUUCCUGCCCUCCGCCCCCACGAGUACGCCACAACCUCCAAGGCCGACAAGACGGUGCGCCGAGCCUACGGCGGCUCGCGCUGCGGCAACUGUGUGCGCGACCGCAUUGUGCGCGCCUUCCUGAUCGAGGAGCAGAAGAUCGUCAAGAAGGUGCUCAAGGAGAGCGAGGGCAAGUCCAAGAGCGGCAAGAAAUGA